AUGGCUGCUUCCGUCGAGUUGGUGCAGCCUGUGGAUGUGGCCUCGUUGCCCAAGGAGACGACCCCAGUUCUCGAAUUGAGCCCUUUGGACGAGGAGAGGUUCAUUAUCAAGUCGCCAUACACAGACAAGGAACAUCUGCUUGAUCUGGAUACCCUUUCUCAUGAAGGCGCCAUAGUGGCGAGAGCUCUGCAAUCCCUCAAGUCAAUUCGUGAUGACUAUGCCACUGCACCAUAUGCCGAAUCUUUCAACUGGCCUGAAGUCCUCGAUGAAGUAAAGCGCCUGGCUCAACAAUCCAGAAGGCCGUUCAAGGAGAUUUCAUUCUACGUCGUCGCAUUCCGGUCGCAGAUCAAGCCGAGCACCGAUUAUGGCCACCUUGGCGCAUUGGACAAGGCUGCCCAUGCCGAAGCUGUUGCCAGCGGAGGCUUCUUGAAAUACUGGUUUGGUUCACCAGACCCAGAGCUGAGAAACCUGGCGACCUGCGUUUGGAGAUCGAGAGAGGACGCAUUGGCCGGUGGCAAAGGACCCGCACAUCGCAAGGCAGUUGGCGCCACCCGAAACAUGUAUGCUUUCUGGAAGAUUGACCAGCACCGACUCACCAUCCGAGACAACGUGGAUGAUUGGGUGCUUGAGGACUGGGAGUGA
Messenger RNA from Trichoderma virens Gv29-8, 642 nucleotides. RefSeq lists its product as uncharacterized. NCBI's taxonomy places the organism in Eukaryota, Fungi, Ascomycota, Sordariomycetes, Hypocreales, Hypocreaceae. Bases 1 to 642 code for a protein of 213 amino acids. The record is from RefSeq and is a predicted model, not a curated record. The transcript has 2 exons.